Caenorhabditis briggsae is the source of this 774-nucleotide messenger RNA. NCBI's taxonomy places the organism in Eukaryota, Metazoa, Nematoda, Chromadorea, Rhabditida, Rhabditidae. Gene Ontology annotation, biological process: mitotic DNA damage checkpoint signaling; protein phosphorylation. The coding region runs from base 1 to 774 and encodes 257 amino acids. The transcript has 4 exons. Gene Ontology annotation, molecular function: protein serine/threonine kinase activity; ATP binding. Gene Ontology annotation, cellular component: nucleus. The record is from RefSeq and is a predicted model, not a curated record.
AUGCUUUCCAAUCAACAACUCGCUCCCCUUCUCGGCUAUAACUGGCGCAGAGACUUGACUUCGGGAAAUUUCGGCUCCGUUUCGGUGGUGGAAAAAGUUGACAACAAUCCCGAGAAGAAUCAAAUUGCGAUGAAAACAAUAAAGCACGACGCGCACCGAAGCGAACGGGAAUUCUCGUCACACAUGAAGGCAAGCGAAGGAGCGGACCACGUCAUAAAAAUUUUCGCCAUGGAGAAUGUGGAACUGCAAACUGUUUUCUUCAUGGAGCUCGCUUCGAUGGGCGAUCUGUUCCACCUAAUCUUUGAAUCUCCGUCCGCAGUCCCGUAUCACCGGUUCUUCAAACAUUUGAUCGCCGGACUCCAACACAUGCAUUCAAAAGAUAUUAUCCAUCUCGAUAUAAAACCGGAGAACCUCUUCAUCUCAGCAAACAAUGUGCUCAAGAUUGGCGACUUUGGAUUCGCAAGAUCAUGCAAAACUGACAACGGAGAUGAAAUUAUGCUGGAUAGAAAACGCGGAACACAUGGUUACAUGGCCCCUGAAAUCUUAGUGGAAAAUGCAAGAUGGAGAGGACCUCCUGUAGACGUCUGGGCUGCUGGAAUCGUAGAUGCGGAGUUCAAGAAGUACUCGCAAAAUGCUAUGAAUCGAAUGAAAUUCCAUUGGGGACAGCUUGGAAAUGCCACCACCUUGGUUCUCAAGAUGCUCGAGUGCGAUCCAACAAACCGAGUCAGCUACCACUUCAUUGAAAACCAUGUCUGGUUCAAACAAAACGAUUAA